AAUCAAGACAUUUCGUGCAAAUUACAGGACAUACCACUAUUGUUUCUUUGGCCUCUGGUACAGAUCUGUGUGUGGACGAUGUUUUCGAAGUGCCUAGUUUUUAGCCAGAAGGGCUGUCGUGCUGGGUUUUUUUGGCUUCAGAAUGUCCGAAGAGGCUUUGCUGCUUCCUCAGGACCUGUACUGCAAAAGACAGCACCUCUUGAUCCAGGAGUGGAAAUGCCGCAAUGUGAUUAUGAACCUGAACAGUACCAGGGCAUCUCAUUUGAACAUGCUAAAGAAGUGAGGAAAACCUACCUGAAUCCAGCUUUGUUUUCAUAUUACAAGGAACCAGUUUUUAUUUGCAAGGGUCACAUGCAGUGGCUUUGGGACAGUGCCGGGAAGAGAUACUUAGAUUUAUUUGCUGGUAUUGUGACAGUCAGUGUAGGACAUUGUCAUCCUCAUGUGACGAAAGCUGCUAAAGACCAGCUUGAUAAAUUGUGGCAUACAACAAAUAUAUAUUAUCACCCAACACUCCAUGAAUAUGCAGAACUUAUGGCAUCAAAACUUCCUGGAAACCUCAAGGUGUGCUACUGUGUAAACAGUGGUUCAGAAGCUAAUGAUAUUGCUAUCAUGAUGGCAAGAGCUCACACUGGAAACUUUGACUUCCUUUCUCUCAGAAAUGCAUAUCAUGGUGCCAGUCCAUACACUCUGGGGAUCCUCGCUCACAGCACAUGGAAACUCAAUGUCCCAGUAGGAUUUGGAUAUUUUCAGACCAUGAACCCAGAUGUUUACCAAGGACCAUGGGGUGGAGCUAAUUGUCGUAACUCAGUAGCGCAGACGGACAGAACAUGCAAUUGUGCAGCAGGUCAGUGUAUGGCGUCCAAGAUGUAUGUUGAUCAGUUGAAAGAUGUCCUGGUGCAUUCGACUUCAAAAAAGGUUGCAGGAUUUAUUGCUGAACCAAUUCAGGGUGUUGGAGGUUCCGUUCAGCUUCCCAAAGGUUUCCUGAAGGGUGCAUACGAGCUUAUACGCGAAAGAGGUGGUGUGUGCAUAUCAGACGAGGUUCAGACUGGGUUUGGUCGUCUUGGUAGCCAUUACUGGGGUUUUGAAACCCAGGGUGUUGUACCAGAUAUCGUGACAAUGGCGAAAGGUAUUGGAAACGGUUUCCCUAUGGCUGCUGUCAUAACAACGCCAGAAAUUGCCCACAGUUUUGCGCAAGCCGUUCAUUUCAACACAUUUGGAGGAAACCCUGUGGCUUCAGCAGUAGGAAAAGCUGUACUGGAGGCUAUUGAUGAAGACGGUGUGCAAAAGAACUGUGAGGUCGUGGGAACUUACUUCCUAGAAGAACUGCUUCAGCUUAAGAAAGAGUUCCCGGAUGUAAUCGGUGACGUCAGAGGAAAGGGUUUGAUGAUCGGCGUUGAAUUUGUCACAGAUAAGGAAUCAAAGACACCUUUGCCUCCCGAGAAAUUCGUCCCGAUCUGGGAAGAUUGUAAGGAUAUGGGAGUUCUCGUCGGCAAGGGUGGACUCCAUGGAAACGUGAUGCGUAUUAAGCCCCCCAUGUGCAUAACCAAAGAAGAUGUCGACUUCGGAGUUGCAGUUCUCCGUACGGCCUUGUCCAAGUACUCUUGUGGCAGAUAAAUCACAACCGUUGGACCUUUUGCGAAUACUGUUAGCACCAGUAGUACCUCGGGACGGGUUGACAUUCCCCACCAAUUUCAAAGCAAGCUUACGUUCGCAGUACAGAAUAUAAAAACAACACCGUUGAAGUAUCCUAUUGAACGAUAAUGUUGUAAAACUAGUUUUUAAAGAAAAUUUGGGAAUGAAAAUCCUGAUGUCCAGUGACACAAGGCAUUUUGAUCGCAUUGGUAAUCAGUGGGUCCGGGUUUUUUUUUUUCUUUUUU
Stylophora pistillata is the source of this 1877-nucleotide messenger RNA. Its product is annotated as alanine--glyoxylate aminotransferase 2, mitochondrial. Gene Ontology annotation, cellular component: mitochondrion. Gene Ontology annotation, molecular function: L-alanine:glyoxylate transaminase activity; pyridoxal phosphate binding. Lineage: Eukaryota; Metazoa; Cnidaria; Anthozoa; Scleractinia; Pocilloporidae. Gene Ontology annotation, biological process: glyoxylate catabolic process. The record is from RefSeq and is a predicted model, not a curated record.